UUGACAAAGCUGCAGCCCGCCUGUCAUCUCCUGUGAUGUCAGCAGCAUAUGAACUCUGAUAGAAGCCCACAGCAGCCUCAGUUAGCCGUCACCUGUCCGCUUACACUUCUUUAUCUUUUCUUCAUACCUGCAUAAGUUAGUCCUCCGAUUCUCAGAGUUUCUGCAUCGUGGACACGAUGCUUUUCUACGGGAGUUGCAGUUUGCUGCUGGCACUGGUGACUUUUCACGGAGCCGCUCGUUCGGAAAUGGUGUUCCGUUGUCCGAGCUGCACUGCGGAGCGCCAGGCGGGUUGCCCGAUUCUCACGGAGACGUGUGCUGAGAUUGUUCGCGAGCCGGGCUGCGGCUGCUGUCCAGUGUGUGCCCGGCAAGAGGGCGAGCUGUGCGGCGUUUACUCACCAAGAUGCUCCAGCGGUCUGCGGUGUUACCCCAAGCCGGAUUCGGAGUUGCCCCUGGAACAGCUGGUUCAAGGUUUCGGGAGAUGUGGACGUAAAGUGGACACUGAGCCCACAGGAAGCGCAGAGCCUCGGGAAGUCAGCGGUGAGGUGCAGGACUCUUUGCACAUUGGUCUGACUGAGGUUCCUCCCAUAAGGAAGCCCACCAAAGACAGUACAUAUAAGGAGAGUGCUGUCCUUCAACACCGUCAGCAGCUGAAGACCAAGAUGAAGUACAAUAAAGUUGAGGAUCCUAAAGUGCCGUAUGCCAAACAGAGCCAGUGUCAGCAGGAGCUUGACCAGGUGCUGGAAAGGAUUGUAAAAAUACCCUUCAGAGAUAACAGGGGCCCCCUGGAGGACCUUUAUUCCCUGCAUAUACCCAACUGUGACAAGAGGGGGCAGUACAACCUGAAACAGUGUAAGAUGUCAGUGAAUGGACAUCGUGGUGAAUGCUGGUGUGUAAAUCCACACACAGGAAGACCCUUCCUCAACUCUCCACUGAUAAGGGGUGAUCCCAACUGCAGCCAGUACCUUGAUGCUCUAGAGAUGGAUCCCUCUGUUGACCCCCAAAACUACUAACAUCCUGAACCAUCCCAUCCCUCCCCAUCUUGACCUUCAAGCCUAUUAUCACCCAUGCCCCUAAAGGAGUCAAUGUUUUACACACUCUAAACAAGCUACCUAUACAACUUGUGUCUUUAUACAUGUUUGCACUUCUCGGUUUAAGAUGGUAUGAAACAGUAUUGUUACAGUUAAUGUACUGAUAUAAGUAAGGAAUAAUUGACUCCGGGCCGUUGAAUUAUUAGAAAAAUAAU
This is a messenger RNA of Cyprinus carpio (common carp), 1243 nucleotides long. RefSeq names its product insulin-like growth factor-binding protein 2-A. Gene Ontology annotation, biological process: regulation of insulin-like growth factor receptor signaling pathway. Gene Ontology annotation, cellular component: extracellular region. The record is from RefSeq and is a predicted model, not a curated record. Gene Ontology annotation, molecular function: insulin-like growth factor II binding; insulin-like growth factor I binding. NCBI's taxonomy places the organism in Eukaryota, Metazoa, Chordata, Actinopteri, Cypriniformes, Cyprinidae.